CAUUCGCUGUUGGGGGAAACUUUAGUAUAGUAUCCCCCGAUUUCAGGGUUAAAAUGGGUAUGGUUGGAAAGAGGACGAUCUCCAGAUUACGAAUAUAUAUAAUAGUUGCCGCAGGAGACUUCUAGUUUUCGAGAUAUUCGCAUUCAAAGUUGAAAAUUUCACAAAUUUUAUGUGGCGAUAUUUCGAUUAUUAGUUAACUUUUAAUUUAUAAAAUGCGCUUAUUACACACUAACACUUCACUAAAUUGUUUGCACAUACUUAUUUUAUAUCAAUUGGUUUAAUAUUUGCUUUAAAUAAGCAUUUUAAUUUUUGCACAAUUUUGUUUAUAUGCACAAUAACCAGGUUGACAAAUUCAUGUGUUGCCAUAACCAAACAAAUGAAAAUAAAAAUAAUAAUAAUAAUCUUUCGCGUAUUGCUUUUUUCUGUAAUUGCGGCCUUCGGCCGCGCUUUUGGAAAAUAACCCUGGUCCACCCAAUAUCAUGGUUUUUCAAGAAACAGGAAUAAAUGUACUAUAAAUCAUGUAAUUUUUUUAUUAACUUUUAUUCGUUUGUAAAAUAUGUAGAUUUGGCAACACUUGAUAUCUGUCAACAUGGUUAUUGUGCAUAUAAACAAAAUUGUUUAAAAAUUAAAAUGCUUAUUUAAAGCAAAUAUUAAACCAAUUGAUAUAAAAUAAUUUAAAUCCACUUCAAAAUCAAAUGCAACUCUGCGUUUUUUUUCGGAAUAUUGUUCACCCUGUAAAUUUGGCUGUGUUCAUUGAUAAAAUAGCAAUCAGCUGAUUAAUUUAACCAUAUAAAUAAAAUUUGGAAAAAAGAGACGCCACCGGCAAAAUGGAAAAUGCAACUAAAAUAAUAAGAAAGCGAAAGUCGUGGGCAGAGGAUGGCGAAGUGGCGAUCUUAGAUGUAUGGGCAGAGCGUGUAUCGGACCUCAUCGGCGUAAGGAAAAAUGGACAAAUUUAUUAGGAAAUGUCUGCGGAACUCAAUAAAUUAGGGUACAAUUAUAAUGCUACCGAUAUUCAAGUGAAAGUGGCCAACUUCACACAGCGGUAUAGAAAGGAGAAAAUGGCAAUGGGGCCGUCAGGUGGGUCACCAUCAACAUGGCCGUUUUAUGGAAGAGUACACCAAAUAAUUGGUGGAUUCAAAAUAAAUUUAUUCAAUCAACUGGCAUUUGAAAGUAUCGACGAAAGCGACAAUAUAUCGGCGUUGGGUACGCCACUAGCCCCUAUAGAGCUGUCAUCACCAUCACCACUGUCAUCACCAUCACCAUUGCCAUCGCCAUCGCCAUCGCCAAAUAUCUCGGUUCCUGCAAAAAAGGAAAAGAGAUCAGAUAGCAAUAAAAAAGUUAUUGAAAAAUUCGAACAAUUAUCCGAAGAGAUAACCAAAUAUAUGAAUAAAAGUGAAGAAAAUGAACAUGACUGGAUGCGUAUUGAAAAAGAGAAGGCAAAUUAUCUCAGAGAAAUUGCAAAAGACAACAAAGAACAAAAAAAUGGGAUUCUCAAAUUUUUAAAUACAGAGAAUUAAAUUUUAUAAUUACAUAUGUUACUAAAUAGAAAAUGAAUUUAAUUUAUUAUAAAACUUAAUUUUAAUGUAAUGAAAUGAAAAAAUUAAACCUGAAUUUAAAAAAUUUUAA
Molecule: messenger RNA, 1626 nt
Organism: Zeugodacus cucurbitae (melon fly)
Lineage: Eukaryota; Metazoa; Arthropoda; Insecta; Diptera; Tephritidae
Exons: 5
Coding region: 963-1517 (184 amino acids)
Source: RefSeq, a predicted model, not a curated record